This is a messenger RNA of Erythranthe guttata (spotted monkey flower), 881 nucleotides long. RefSeq lists its product as uncharacterized. Lineage: Eukaryota; Viridiplantae; Streptophyta; Magnoliopsida; Lamiales; Phrymaceae. The record is from RefSeq and is a predicted model, not a curated record.
AAGAAAAGAAAAAACAAAAAAGAAAAAAAAAGGACAAGUCGCGAAGAAGAAAACGGGGACCUCGCUCUGAAAUUAGGGCUCAAAUAGUGUGAGAGAGGAGCAACAAAAUUAUCUUCAGAUCUGAAAUUUUUGCAAGUUAUACCAAUUGAUUAUUCAAAUUGAGAGUAUUUCGCUGAAUGGAUCAAAUUAUGAACAAGGUUGGUUCUUAUUGGCUGGGCCAGAAAGCCAACAAGGAAUUUAGCUCCGUCGGCGAUGAUAUCAACUCUUUUUCGAACAGUGUUGAAGGAGGGGCCAAAUGGUUGGUUAACAAGUUAAAAGGGAAAAUGCAGAAACCAUUGCCCGAACUCCUCAAGGACUACGACCUGGCAGUAGGUAUAUUCCCUCGUGAUGCCACCAAUUACGAAUUCAACGAGGAAACUGGAAAGCUCACUGUUUACAUUCCAUCAGUCUGUGAAGUUGGGUACAAGGAUUCGUCUGUACUGCGUUUCUCGACCAUUGUGACUGGUUAUCUAGAGAAAGGUAAGUUGGCUGACAUUGAAGGAAUCAAGACGAAGGUUAUUGUUUGGGUAAGAGUGACUUGUAUUUCUUCUGAUAACAAAUCGAAGCUCCAUUUUACUGCCGGAAUGAAGAAAUCCAGGAGCAGAGAUGCUUACGAGGUUCUGAGAGAUGGAGUUUGCGUAGAGAAAUUCUGAGACCGUAUUUGAUGUUUGAUUGUCUCGAAUUGUAAUGAAUUUUCACAGUAUUUUUGGACCCUUUUGUCGCGGUGUGAUUGCGUAAUUAAUGUAAUGAUGUCGGUAUGGUAAAUAAUUGUUUGUUGGCGGUGAGUGUAAAGAUCGAUACAUAUUUCCAUAUUUCGUUGAAUUAACUGUGUCGAAUGCCGC